UUGGCGUCAUUGGCUUUCGUAUUGUUUCAUUCGGUGAUGGCGUGAGCGCGCGAGUGUGUGUGUUUUAAUUAAAUGGUGUUCUCCAUUUUGCCAAUGAUGCUAUUUUGAAGUAAUUAAAUAACUGAAAUCGGCUCGCUGCAGUUGAACAAACAUCGCCGGCCUCAACGCACGUACAGUCCGAAAUCGAGCGUCGUUCAAUACACAACUCGUUUUUGUUGUUCCGCUUCUCAAUUUGUGUGUAUCUCUGUGUGUGCAUGUGCUUAAAGUAUUCUUGGUAAAUUUCCACUGCUCAGCGUAUACAACAACGAUAGCAUCAGCGAUGGUCUUGACUAAUUUCGAGUGCUGGGCACAUGGUGAUUCCGAUGCUGUCAAUUUCGAAACUGGGACACCGGCGCGCAAUUCAUCGAUUGUGGAUCCAUUCAAUGCACGUGUCGUCUCUCACAUUGCGUCCGUCUCGAACGGUUAUUAUGGAUAUGCGCUUGUAAACAAUGCGUCUGACGCCGCUUCGGCUUCCGACAAUAACAACAACAGCUGCAACAACAACAACCACACUGUGCAGCCAAUGCAAAUGCAAGUGAGCGAUGCUGACGUCGGCGUCGGCGUUGGCUUCGACGCCUCUCCCUCUGCCACUGUCGCAUCGCGCUGCAAGAAACGCUGCUUUGCAGUGGGACACGAACAGUUGGAAAUGGAGAUGGACAAUUUGACGGCCGUGAAGCGAUGCCGUCUCGAUGAUGCCGAUCUGGUCGCACAGUAUUGUAACGAUUUCUUCUCGCUGCCUGCCACACAUAUGAUCGGGACGCAGGCCUGUCUCAUGGACUACGAUUAUGAUAUGCAGCAACAACAGCAGCAGCAGCAGCAACAUCAUCAGCAACAGCCGCAACAGCAACAACAACAACAGCAACAGUUGCAUCCACGCAUCCAUCAACAUUAUCAAGGUCAUUUGCAUCGCGCUAACCGUGAUACGGCCCACAACAAGAGCAGCAACAGCAGCGACAACAAAAUUCAGGCAAUGUCUUAGAGACCAUAAAUGAUAAACUAGAUGCUAAAAGUGAAUCCAAAUUCACAGAUGAAACAGCUGAUUUGUAUAUAGCCACACAUGGCGGCUGUCUGCAUCAUGAAGCGAUCGAAGAGUUCGAUAUAUAGAACUUAAUAUAUAUCUAUCAAUUAUAUAUUUAUAUGUAGAGUAUUUUCUAACCAUAAUGCAUUGUAUAACGUAGCCUAAGUAGAAAGUAAGAGUUGAAACUUAACACAAACUGGAUUUGUAUUUAAAUCCAACAAGGUGCUUAGAUUUAAUUAAUGACGUGUAAUAAAAGCUUUAAACCUGAAACACAAAAUAAACAAAUAUAUUCAGUUC
Molecule: messenger RNA, 1354 nt
Organism: Drosophila grimshawi
Lineage: Eukaryota; Metazoa; Arthropoda; Insecta; Diptera; Drosophilidae
Product: signal transducer and activator of transcription C
Exons: 3
Coding region: 320-1018 (232 amino acids)
Source: RefSeq, a predicted model, not a curated record